Messenger RNA from Volvox carteri f. nagariensis, 1059 nucleotides. RefSeq lists its product as uncharacterized. The record is from RefSeq and is a predicted model, not a curated record. Lineage: Eukaryota; Viridiplantae; Chlorophyta; Chlorophyceae; Chlamydomonadales; Volvocaceae. The transcript is spliced from 8 exons. Bases 1 to 1059 code for a protein of 352 amino acids.
AUGGCCUUGGAGCUCAUGCAGGAAUCCUCCAUUCGGAACAACCCAGGGAGCCGACUGACUCCCGUACAAGAAGCCGUAGUCAUCCUGGUAGCCGUUACAGCGGAAGAGAUGCUGUACCGUGCCGUACUGCUGACCCUGCUUGGCCUCUGGCUCCGAGACCGGGCUUACGAAGGGGGUGCGGAAGAGGUGUUGACGCUGCAGCUGCAGCUGCUGCUGGGCGGUUAUGGCGGUGGCGGCGGCACUUGGGAGUUGGACACCGCUGCAGCGGCGCAGUGGGCGGCUCUCGGAGUGGGUCUGGCGCUGGGGGCGACGGUGUUCGCGGCCAAGGCUUGGCAGGAAACCCGUCUGGCUGAGCGGCUACGUGCGGUGCAGGCGGCCCAGGCAGAGGAGGCCGCCAAGGAGCUCCGUAAGCAGCGGCUGCUGGGACAAGUGCACAUGACGGAGGCGCAGCUGCUGGAGGAGCGGGAGAAGGUGGCCCGGCUGCAGGCCGCCCAAGCCAGUCUGGUUGCCUCAAUAGGAGUCCAGGGGGCGCUGGUGUGGAUGAUGGAGGGCGGCAGGGAGGUGUACCAGGUGGCCGCAUCGGGCGCGUCCUUUUUGUUGACUGGCAACUUGGCGGCUCCACUGGCAGGUAGCCUGGCUGCCCAGCUGCUGGUGUCCGCAUAUCAGAGGUUGGGCCUGCGAAGAACGGUGCAGCGCCGUGCCAAGGUGCUGGAGGCCCGGAGGCGAGCGGCACUCGAGAAGCGGCAAGAACAGCAGCAGGCGACAACGACUACAGCUGUUUCAGAAACGCCAGAUGCUGCUGCUGCGGCGGUGUCGGCCAUAGCUGUGGAGCGGCCAGCCGGCGAGGUGGCAGACCAACCGGCGGCAGAAGCGGUGGUUGGGCGGGCGGGGUUAGGGCCGUCGCCGGGCGGGAGUUCGACUGUUGAGGGGCCAGAGGUAACAGAGGUGACAGAGGAACGCGUGGAGGCAAAUGUCACCGCAGGCGGCGGAGCUGAGGGCUUACAUACAUACACGCUCAACACGGCUAAGUACAAGCGCGCCCGUGCCAUAAUUUUCUAG